UUAAUAAAAAGUAAUGUACAUUGUUUUUACAAUAGUUCAUUGAUGCUUUGUAGCCAGCAUCGCCAAGUUGAACUUUUCUGUCGACAGGCCAAAUUGACAAUUGUAAAUAAAAUAAAAAGAUUGGCAUCCGCCCAAUAUCCAAAACUCAUCAAUUUUAUUUUAUUUCCAACUUAUUCCCAAAUUAGCACUUACCAUACACAUUACUUAUCAACACCAUUUACUUUUAGCAAUUAUACAAUGCCAAACGUCCCAGAAUUAAGCCCUACGCUUGUCUCAGCAAAAAAGUCGCACCGGAAGAGCAGCCGCUUAGCAGCCAAAGUGCGGUCGAUAGCCGCAAACGCCGCCGCCUCAAAGGUUGACAACCCGGUUGCUUCGAAAAUUGAGGUCGAAGAUGUCGCUAGUCUCUAUAAAAAAAUGGAACUCCUCCUCAACCAGUUUUCAAAUAUUAAUAUUUCCGACCAGACCAAGAAACCACUAAACGAAGAGACGGCCGAGGGAUCCGAGCCUUCAACUGUGGGUCGUCGCCUGUCGGUCGGCUCUAAUAAAUCACUUUUUGCAACCAGUUAUACCAUCGCCGAGUCAAAAGAAUCUGAAAUGUGCACUUCACUAUUUGCUCCUCCGAAUGUCGUGCCCACUCUUUCCGAGCUGCGCAAGGCGCUCAGGGCCAACUUUCUGGUAAAAAUACCUAUCCACCACUACAUAUAUUCUAUGCUGAAGCAGGAGGGUGUUUCCGAAGAGGUGCUGAGUGAAAACUUUUGCAUUGUAGAGGAGGUAGGGAAUAUUUGCCCAACGCUGACGCCGCGGGUGGAGGCAGCCCUAACAGUUGGAAAUGCUGGCAAGGGCACAGAGGCCAUGCAGCAGCAAGUGGUCGAUGUCUUCCUCAUGGGCAUCAUGGGCACGGCACAAGACCACUUGAAAAUGGACAUAAGGUUUGACCGCAAUGCUUCAGAGGAGUCACUGACUGUGUUGGAAAAACGCCCUGACUUUCUAAUGAUUAUCGAUGAUCAGCUGGUCUUCAAGGGAGAGGAGAAAAAGACGGGGAAUGUCAGAACUAUAGCACGCGAGUUGACAGAAAAAAUGAAGAAGGGUUCAGUUGGCAAGAAAGAUAGCGCAAUCAAGUACUUGCUGUGUUACGCGACCGCCGGGUCGCGCGUGCUGUUUGAAUGCAUUCACGACGACAAUACCAUGAUGGAGUGCUCGGACGUAAUCAACCUGGUAAGGAUACCAGACCGCGUAUCAAUGUUGCUCAUUCUGGUCAAUGUAAUAAGGAUUGCGCGCGCUCUACUGAACGCAAAAAAGUAGUUACACUUUUUACUUAUUUAUUUUAACAUUUUAUAUUAGUUUUUUAUUUCAAUUUAUAUUAUAUAUUAGAUUCUAUUUCAAUUAACAA
Molecule: messenger RNA, 1390 nt
Organism: Kickxella alabastrina
Lineage: Eukaryota; Fungi; Kickxellomycota; Kickxellomycetes; Kickxellales; Kickxellaceae
Exons: 1
Coding region: 43-1302 (419 amino acids)
Source: RefSeq, a predicted model, not a curated record